AAGGUUUGGUGAUGAAACAUUUAUUUAUUUUUUCCAUGUCCCUUUAGGCUCGCCGUAAAAUGGUCUCAUGGAAUAAAGAAAAUGUUGAAAAAAAAACCUAAGCGACAUUUGGUUGCUUUAUCUUUUAAUUUAUUUCAAUUAAAUAAAAAAUAAGAAACUAUUUAAUCUAGAUUGCAUCACCCUUAUAAGGAGACGGAUUCUUUCGAGAAGAUUUAACUUCAUCACAGUAGGUGGCAGUAAUGAUCACACGAAGAAGAACUACCAUUAUCUCUAUGGCAACGACAACUAUCUCGCCCCUUCGCGUGAUUUAGCAUGCUAGCUUCUCCAAGUAGCCUCAGUCGAUUGAAUUGAUUAUUUUUAUGAGACUGAAAUAUGUCCACAAUCAGUUAAUCCCAUUCUAGUUACAACUACGUCGAAGACAACUACGAUUAAAGAAGCAGAGUAGCUUCAGCUAAUAGCACGCUAACCACCCAUGGCAGAUUUCUGGAACACAGACACUGGGGAGGCUGUGUAUCGAUCCCGGGAUGCUGUUAAAAAUCUAAAAAUAAAGGUGCGUAUAGAGCGGGUGACUUCCACAGCAGCACUUUCACAGCACCUCCAGCAGGAAGUUCUGUCCCAAGAGGAUAGAGGAGCCAUUGAACUUAAGACCCUUACCUCAAAGGGACAGCAAGGUGAUAAUGAAGAGGAACUGGAGGUGGGAUGGCAGGAGAAAUUCUUCAGUCAGUAUGAGAUGGAGCUGUUCCAGAAUGAGGCAGUAUGUCAGACUCCUCUGGACCAACAGUACCACACAGAGGUCAAAGCAUUGAAAAAAGCAAAAAGUCGACGAAAUCACAGGAUAUUUACCUACACUGAUCAUGAUCGUUAUACCAACUGCCUUCCAUUCAGCCAGCUGCAGGACUCUGACUUAUUGAUGACAUCAAAAUCUACCCCUACUUUCUUGGCUGAAAGGAUGGCCAGUAUAAAACACAGACGCCAGGACAGACGCACCAUGGAUUCUACUAUCCCUAAAUCAAAAAUCAUCAACUGGGAGCCAACAGAUGACUUUGUGAAGAACAGUCGUGUGGUUAAUAAUGCUAUGCAGACAAUGCACAUUAUGGGAGACCUGGGUCCUCCUGGAAGAUUGGGGGUGAAGGAAAAUGAAUAUCUUCUCCUAACCAUAAAAACAGAUGGUAGUGGAACAGUCAUUGUCAAACCUGACUUCAACACAGACAAAGGGCCCUACAGGAUUGUAACAAAGGGGGAAAAGAGAGAAGUUUGGCGACUUAUUGUGAAGAACAUAUCCCCAACCAUGAAGACAGAGGACAAGGACAGGGAACAAAACAUGUACAAAGAUCUCUAUACAAGACACAAGGAAUAUCUCAAUAGCCUUGUGGGACAGGAUUUCGAAAUGCCACCUGCAGGUAUUCUGCGUUACCUAGUAAAUGGAGAAAUUGUCUCAGCCCAAGGCUUUGAAUAUGACAACUUAUACAUCCACUUCUUUAUGGAACUGCCCAGCAAUUGGUCCAGUUUGCCUUUCCAGUCGCUGUCAGGGGUUACACAGACCUGCCGAACCAAAACAAUAGGGAAGGAAAAUGUAGCUUUCUUCAGUUUCCCCUUCAGCUAUGAGGCUUUCUACAUGAGUGAAAAGGAGAGCGAAGGAACAGUUCCUCAGUGGCCAAUGAUCUACUUUAAGGUUCUUUCUCUGGACUCCUGGCAGCGCUAUCGAACUGAAGGCUAUGGUUAUGUGCUUUUUCCAUCUGAACCUGGUAACCAUGUGAUAACAUGUCAUACGUGGAGACCCCUGCAGAGAGGAACAGUCUCAACACUGAGAUGCUUCUUUAUUGGAGGUUCUCCAGAACUUGAAGACCUCAGCUAUGUGCGAAUACCAGGCACCUUUAAGGUUGAAAGUUUAAAGCGAGAGGGUUAUUUUACNGAAACAACGGGAAGUGUUACCUUCAAUCUGCAUUGCAUUCAACAGGCAAGAUCAUUUGUUGACGCCACCAUGAUGAAGAAGAGGAGGCAGAAAGUGUUUGACCAGUUAGGAGGAUUUAGUCAACAGGGAGCUGUCUGCUCCAUUCUGGAGGCUUUCCACAGAGUCAGGAAAAAGAUGCAAGAGGCCAGAGAAGCUCUUCCCAGAGACCUCAUCAAUGCCACAGCCCAACUCCAUAUUGAAUCCUCUACAUCAGCUUGAUGAACACUUCAGGAAUCUUUUUUUAUUAAACAAAAUUUUAACUGCUCAAGUACUAGAAAAAGAAAUUAGAAAAA
This is a messenger RNA of Cynoglossus semilaevis (tongue sole), 2244 nucleotides long. RefSeq names its product MKS transition zone complex subunit 1 (gene mks1). Gene Ontology annotation, cellular component: MKS complex. Gene Ontology annotation, biological process: cilium assembly. The record is from RefSeq and is a predicted model, not a curated record. The coding region runs from base 473 to 2170 and encodes 565 amino acids. NCBI's taxonomy places the organism in Eukaryota, Metazoa, Chordata, Actinopteri, Pleuronectiformes, Cynoglossidae. The transcript has 19 exons.